AUGGCGUUGCAUAAAAUAUCAAUUGUAUUUCUUUUAUUAUACUGUUGGCAAACUGUAGAAAGUGCAUCUAUUCUAGCGCUGUUCUCAUCUCUAUCAUUUUCUGACCACAUUGUCUACAGAGGAUAUAUAUCACUUUUAGCACAAAAAGGCCACUCGAUCGUAGUAAUGACACCUUACCCGGGCCACUUUGGGUUUCCAGAGUCAGAAAAGAUCGUCGAGUUAAAUGUCGGGGAAGAAUCUGCACUAUUUUGGGAAGAAUACAAUAAACUUAUGAUAGAUACUGAUGACUAUUAUUCAAGAAUGAGAGAAAUUAAUGACUAUUCCAUUAAAGUAGCAGUUGCGCAAUUAAAAUCCAAGCCUAUGACGGCAUUGUUAAUAAAUCCGAAUGUUAAAUUCGAUCUGGUUAUUACGGAAGCCGAUUUGCCAGUCUUGUAUGCAGUAGCGGAUAAGUAUCAAGCUCCUCAUAUUGCUAUAACAACUUCGAGCGGUAAGAUACAUCAAUAUGAAUCUAAAGGAUCACCCAUACAUCCGAUAUUAUAUCCUGAUGUCAACAGUCUUAACUAUAGAAAUUUAAGUCGGUGGCAGAAACUUGUGGAAAUAAAUCGGUAUUAUCAAACGCGAAGUGAAUAUUAUAAUAAUUAUCUUCCACGUUGCGAAAUUGCCGCGCGAAAGGUAUUCACUCUUACGAAAAGCCUACAGGAAAUCGAAUACGAUAUCGAUUUGUUAUUUGUAGCAGCUAAUCCUUUGUUAAUUGGCAAUAGACCAAGUCCGCCUGCAAUAGCAUACGUCGAUCGUAUGCACAUCAAACCUGGUUUUCAACUUCCAGAGGAACUUAAAAAAAUAUUAGACUCUGCAAAAAAAGGAGCUAUUUACUUUAGUCUUGGAGCUAUUCAGGAACCAGAGCAUCUAUCAGUAAAUGUUUUACAGACUUUAGCUGAUGCUUUUAGGGAGUUACCAUAUUUAGUAUUGUGGAAGAUUGCUAAUACUACUAUAGUAGAUAUACCUAAGAACGUAAUUGCCAACGCGUGGUUCCCUCAACAGGAAGUACUAGCUCAUCCAAAUGUCAAGGCGUUUAUUACACAUGGUGGCGCGAGGUCACUAGAGGAAGCUCUAUUCUAUGAAGUUCCAAUAAUUGGACUUCCAAUAGUGAGAUCUAGAAGAGUUUUCAUCGGAGAGAUUACUCGAUUUGGAGCUGGGGAGAUCUUAGAUCCAUAUUAUUUAGAAAAGGAAAACUUAAAGGAAGUUAUUGAAUCGGUCGCUACAAAUGACAAGUACAAGGAAUCAAUAUCGAAAUUGAAGAAUAUGGUUGUUGAUCCAAUUAUAUCAGGCCCUGAAAAUGCAGUGUGGUAUACAGAAUAUGUUUUGCGCCAUGGAGGCGCUAAACAUCUGAGAUCUCCAGCCGUAGGACUUAGUAUUUUCAAAUAUUAUAUGCUGGAUAUGUUUGGCAUUUUAUUAUUUAUAUCUGUAACGUUGCUCACAGCUUCGUUUUAUAUAUUACGCUAUAUUUUGAAACGUUUACGUAAGCGCAUUCUUCAAAGGAAUGAUGAAUCCGGUAAAUUCAAAGCUUUGUAA
This is a messenger RNA of Vanessa atalanta (red admiral), 1572 nucleotides long. RefSeq names its product UDP-glycosyltransferase UGT5-like (gene Ugt2). The record is from RefSeq and is a predicted model, not a curated record. Gene Ontology annotation, molecular function: UDP-glycosyltransferase activity. Lineage: Eukaryota; Metazoa; Arthropoda; Insecta; Lepidoptera; Nymphalidae. The transcript has 4 exons. Bases 1 to 1572 code for a protein of 523 amino acids.